CAUCGUCGAACCUGAUCGCCAUAAUAAAAAUAAGUCAUCUACUAACAGUACAUAUAUUGCCAAAUCUUCUAAUCCUAAGGAUAAUGAUACUUUACUGGCUAAUAAUAUGCCCGAUAUUGUAGUCUCUAAACUGUUAUCUUUUGGUGAUAAGAUUGCUUUGAUGACAAAAGUGUUAUAUGAAAAGCAGAGAAAAAAAAAUCAAAUACUCGAAUUAGAUUCAGAUAAUUUUCGAAAUAUGCUUAAAAAUGCAGAACCAUUAUUAAAAAGAUUUUUUAAUAAAUUAUAUAACGUAUUUAUUCCAGACAGGUGA
Molecule: messenger RNA, 310 nt
Organism: Racocetra persica
Lineage: Eukaryota; Fungi; Glomeromycota; Glomeromycetes; Diversisporales; Gigasporaceae
Source: the annotation of a GenBank genome assembly